Schistosoma turkestanicum is the source of this 2034-nucleotide messenger RNA. The record is from the annotation of a GenBank genome assembly. NCBI's taxonomy places the organism in Eukaryota, Metazoa, Platyhelminthes, Trematoda, Strigeidida, Schistosomatidae.
AUGUUACUAUUGUUAAUUGCAAAUCUUAUCAUUCUACCGGUGGCAAUUUCUUUCUUUAAUGAUGAUUUAAGCAUACAUUGGAUUGUAUUCAAUUGUGUAUCAGAUACAGUAUUUCUUAUUGAUAUUGGAGUGAAUUUUCGUACAGGAAUCAUUAAAAAUAAUUUCGCUGAUGAAAUUAUGCUUAAUCCGAAAGAAAUUGCACGACAAUAUUUGAAAACAUGGUUUCUUCUAGAUUUAUUAAGCUCAUUACCAUUGGAUUAUAUAUAUCUUAUUUUACAUGAUAAUGAAAAUUUCACACAAUUUGUACACGCUGGCCGUGCACUACGAUUUCUACGAUUUGUAAAACUUUUAAGUUUGAUACGACUUUUAAGAUUAUCUCGACUGGUUCGUUAUGUCAGUGAAUGGGAAGAAUUUAUUAAUUUAGCCAGUAAAUUCAUUGGGAUAUUUAAUCUUGUUUUAUUGUUACUAUUAUUGGGACAUUGGAAUGCUUGUUUACAAUUUCUAAUACCAAUGUUACAUGAUUAUCCAGUGGAAAGUUGGGUAGCCAAAGGUAAACUACAAAAUGCUUACUGGUUUGAUCAAUACACUUGGGCAUUGUUUAAAGCUAUGUCACAUAUGUUAACCAUUGGUUAUGGAAGAUAUCCACCGACAAGUUUAAGUGAAGCAUGGGUCACAGUGAUCAGUAUGGUUACUGGAGCGACUGGAUAUGCUUUAUUUGUUGGUCAUGCAGCAGCAUUAAUACAAUCAUUUGAUUGUUCAAAACGUCUUUAUAGAGAGAAGUUUAAACAAGUGGAUGAAUAUAUGGCUUAUAGAAAACUUCCACGUGGUCUACGUAAACGGAUUGCUAGUUAUUAUGAACAUCGUUAUCAAGGCAAAAUGUUUAAUGAAAAUGAAAUUCUUAAUGAAUUGUCUGAAUGUUUAAAAGAGCAAAUUAUCAAUUACAAUUGUCGUGCAUUAGUUGCAGCUGUACCAUUUUUUACAUUUGCUGAUCAAAAUUUUGUCUCAGAAGUAGUAGUGAAAUUACGUUAUGAAGUAUUUCAACCGGGUGAUUUAAUUAUCAAAGAAGGUACAAUUGGUACAAAAAUGUAUUUUAUUCAAGAAGGUAUAGUGGAUAUUGUGACAAGAGAUGGUGAAGUAGCUACAAGCCUAUCAGAUGGGUCAUAUUUUGGAGAAAUAUGUUUAUUAACUAACGCCCGCCGUGUAGCCAGUGUUCGAGCAGAAACAUACUGUAAUGUUUACUCAUUGGAUAGAGCAAGUUUUUUAGAAGUACUUGAUAAUUAUCCAUUAAUGCGUAGAACUAUGGAAUCAGUUGCAGCUGAACGUCUGAAUAAAAUUGGACGUGAUCCUUUAGUUGUUAGCAGUCGUAAAGAUUUGUAUGAUGAUUUAAAACUGGUGAAUGAAAUAGUGAAUCAGGCGAUUAGUGAAGCAGACGAUGCACAAAUCGAAGGAGACACAGAAGAUAGCGCUGAUGAAGAUGGGAUUGAUGGCUGUGGAACUGGAGAUCAUAUUCAUACUACUAAUAGUACUAGUCGAGUUAGUGCAAGUAACCCGCGUAAACAUGAUGAACGAAAUUAUCAUCCAUAUAAAAUAAUCAACAAAUUCUCUCAUCCAGUUAACUAUUUCAAACGACGUAAAUCAUCUCAUUGGAAUGCAUUGAUGUUACGUAAAAGUUCUGAACCGGAAUGGUGGCAUCAUCAUUCAUCGGUUGAUAAAUUAGGCACAUCAACUUUAUUGAAUACAGGUAUUCGUAAAUGGUAUCAUAUGAAACAACAACGUAAAUCAAAUAUUCCAAAAAUAAUGAAUAAAACAAAAAGUGUUGACAAUUUAACACUAUUCACUGUAUCCCCUAACUUAUCGCAUCGUUGGCAAUCAACAACAAAACCAACACCAGUGAAUGUGACAGUGUCGGUAAUCGAUGAACCGGAUGAUGUAUCACCGAAAGAGUUGACCACAUCAAAUUCAUUGGUAAAAAUUAAUGAACCACAAAACACCGACAAUUAUCAUCACCUAUCAGUGGAUAAUAAUAAUAAAUGA